AUGCUAACAUCGUUAUUAUCGACGAUUUGGCCCAAAGAUAAACCAAGUUUCAAAGCUAGAGUUGUCAUAGCUUUAUCCUUAUUAAUAGGGUCCAAAUUAUUAAAUGUUCAAGUACCAUUUUUUUUUAAAAGUAUUAUAGAUGAGAUGAACAUAGAAUGGACAGAUCAUUUAGGAACAGUAGGGACAGUGAUAGGGAGUUUGAUUGUAGCCUAUGGAGGUGCAAGAUUUGGUGCUGUAUUAUUUGGGGAAUUAAGAAAUGCAGUAUUUGCAUCUGUAUCACAAAGUGCUAUCAAGAGAAUAGCAUAUAAUACCUUUUUACAUCUUUUAAAAAUGGAUUUACAAUUUCAUUUAUCUACUCAAACUGGGGGGUUAACUCGUGCCAUUGAUCGUGGUACAAAAGGUAUAAGUUAUGUUUUAAGUGCUAUGGUGUUUCAUAUCAUUCCUAUUACAUUUGAAAUUAGUGUGGUUUGUGGGAUUUUAACUUAUAAUUAUGGUUUAUCAUUUGCUGCAGUUACCAUUGCAACUAUGGUUGGAUAUUCUAUAUUCACAAUUAGAACUACAAGUUGGAGAACUGGAUUCAGAAGACAAGCUAAUAAUGCUGAUAAUCAAGCUGCAUCAGUAGCAUUGGAUUCAUUGAUUAAUUAUGAAAGUGUGAAAUACUUUAAUAAUGAAUUAUAUCAAGCGUCAAAGUAUGAUGAAUCUUUAGUUAAAUAUCAAAAUGCAUCUAUUAAAGUUGCUACUUCAUUGGCAUUUUUAAAUGCGGGUCAGAAUUUAAUCUUCACCAGUGCAUUGACUGCUAUGAUGUAUAUGGGAUGUCAAGGUGUAGCCAGUGGGACCUUAUCUGUCGGAGAUUUGGUUUUAAUUAAUCAAUUGGUCUUUCAAUUGAGUGUACCUUUGAAUUUCUUAGGUUCAGUUUAUCGUGAAUUAAAACAAUCAUUAUUAGAUAUGGAGAAUUUAUUUCAAUUACAAAAUCAUGAGAUUAAAAUUAAAGAUUCUCCUAAUGCAAGACCGUUAUUAUUAAAUCCAAUUGGAAUUCCAGGUGAAAUUAAAUUUGAAAAUGUCACAUUUGGAUAUCAUCCUGAUCGACCAAUUUUGAAAAAUGCUAGUUUCACCAUUCCGGCCGGUCAAAAAGUAGCUAUUGUUGGACCAUCAGGAAGUGGGAAAUCAACUAUUUUAAGAUUAGUAUUUAGAUUUUAUGAUGUUGAUAAAGGGAGAAUUUUAAUUGAUGGACAAGAUAUUAGUAAAGUUGGGUUAGAAAGCUUACGUAAACAAAUUGGAGUUGUACCUCAAGAAACUCCUUUAUUCAAUGAUACCAUUAGAGAAAAUGUAAGAUAUGGAAGAUUGGAUGCCAAAGACGAUGAAAUUGAUACCAUGAUUAAACAAGUUCAAUUGAAUAAAUUAAUCAAAGAUUUACCUGAUGGAAUGAAUACGAUUGUUGGUGAAAGAGGGAUGAUGAUUUCUGGUGGUGAAAAGCAGAGAUUAGCUAUAGCCAGAUUAUUAUUAAAGAAAGCACCAAUUACGUUUUUCGAUGAAGCUACUUCAGCUUUAGAUACUCAUACUGAACAAGCAUUAUUAAGAACCAUAAGAAAUGUAUUUAGACAACAUGGAUCUACCAAUGUUUCUAUUGCUCAUAGAUUGAGAACUAUUGCUGAUGCUGAUAAAAUCAUUGUCUUGAACAAAGGAGUUGUUCAAGAAGAAGGUAGUCAUUAUGAAUUAUUAGCCAAUCCAAAUACGUUAUAUGCUCAAUUAUGGAAUAUUCAAGAGAAUUUAGAUAUGGAUGAACAAUUAAAAGAAGAUGAAAAGUACUCCGCAGCCCAAGCCAAAGCACAAGAAGAAGCAAAACAACAAUCAUCAUCAAACUAA
Molecule: messenger RNA, 1863 nt
Organism: Scheffersomyces coipomensis
Lineage: Eukaryota; Fungi; Ascomycota; Pichiomycetes; Serinales; Debaryomycetaceae
Gene: ATM1
Product: ATP-binding cassette Fe/S cluster precursor transporter
Exons: 1
Coding region: 1-1863 (620 amino acids)
Biological process (GO): transmembrane transport; intracellular iron ion homeostasis
Cellular component (GO): mitochondrial inner membrane
Molecular function (GO): ATP hydrolysis activity; ATP binding; ABC-type transporter activity
Source: RefSeq, a predicted model, not a curated record